Molecule: messenger RNA, 1077 nt
Organism: Oldenlandia corymbosa var. corymbosa
Lineage: Eukaryota; Viridiplantae; Streptophyta; Magnoliopsida; Gentianales; Rubiaceae
Source: the annotation of a GenBank genome assembly
AUGACGUUACCCAAGUAUCUACCCCAGCGUCAAACUUCCACCAUGGUAGUAAAAGAUGAAGCCGUUUCCAAUACCACUGGAAACUUUUCAGCUUUGCAUCCGGACAUCAUAGACGCUCACAUCCUCACCCGCCUUGAUGGGCCCAGCCUCGCCACCGCCAGCUGUUCCUCCGCCACACUCCGCCACCUCUCCUCCCGGCAACAGCUAUGGACCCACGUUUGCCAUUCCACCUGGCCCUCCACCACCGCUCCCCGCGUUUCCCGCCUCAUUUCUACAUUCCCCGACGGCGGGCCCCGCGCUUUCUUCGCCCAAUCGUUUCCCCUCCCUCUCUCGGAACCCGUCGGGCCCGACACUUGUGCUUCAUCAUCGGAUUCGCCGUCCGAAUUAAUCUCAGCCGUUGAUGUUCAUUACAGGGACGAAUUAAUCUUCUCGAAGGUACAAGAAACAGAGACGGUAACCGGCUGGUUCCGGUGUUCACCUUUUAGAAUUGACCUGUUGGAGCCGAAAGACGUCAUCCCUACGUCAAUCCGGCAUCCGGAGGGAGAAGACACGUGUUCCAAUCUGAUGGAAGACAUCGUUUUAAGCUGGAUCGUGAUCGACCCGGUAAGCCACCGGGCCGUGAAUCUAUCCUCCCACAAGCCCGUCUCCGUUCAGCGCCACUGGUUGACCGGAGAAGUUCAGGUCCGUUUCGCUUCAAUCCUUCCGGCCCAGAAUCAAAAGAAGGGACCCAUUAGGACAGCCAAAGGAGAUGUCCAGUGCGCGAUAAUGAUGACGUGUGGUAAAUCAGAAGGAGGAGAUAUGCAGGUGAAGGAAGUGUGCAUGGAGAUGGAGAAUAUGGAUGGGAUGCAUUUGAACGGGAAGGACAGUUUGGUCAUUCUGGAUAGAGCCUUGAAGGGUAAAAGGGGAAAAUCAAUGAACAAGGAGGAGGAAGGGCGGAGGAGGUAUGAAGAGUAUGUUGAAAUGAAGAAGGAGAGGAAAGAGAGAAAGCUGAGAACCGAAGGGGCAUUGGAUGUCUUUUGCGUGGCCUUUGGGGUGUUAGUUUUUUUGGGUUUUUGGGGCUUUGUUUGGUAUAGAUAG